Molecule: messenger RNA, 651 nt
Organism: Nilaparvata lugens (brown planthopper)
Lineage: Eukaryota; Metazoa; Arthropoda; Insecta; Hemiptera; Delphacidae
Product: prothoracicotropic hormone
Exons: 2
Coding region: 54-440 (128 amino acids)
Molecular function (GO): signaling receptor binding
Source: RefSeq, a predicted model, not a curated record
CUUUUUGCCACUCACCACCUGACCAUCUUGACAGCAACUUGGACUUGAUCAGCAUGCUGAAGGUUGCACUGGUGGUGUUAGUGAGCACGGCGGCGCUGGCGCUGGGGAGGCAGUGGUCGGAAGAGGAGGGAGACGGAGGUGGCCUGAUGGUGGAGGGUUCGGUACCGCUGCCCUGCUCGUGCAACUCGCACCCCAAACUGAUCGACCUGGGCCACGAGUCGUGGCCGCGCUACGUGACGGCUGUCGAGUGUCGCUACGAAUCGUGUUGGACCAGUCCCUACCGCUGCCGCGAGCGCACCUAUCCGGUCAAGGUGUUGCGUCGGCGUGAUGACGUCGACCAGAUGUUUGCGCCUCCCGACCGCAACCUCCCCGAAGAGCUGCGCCCCUCCUGGAAGUUCGUGUCCGUACCGGUCGUCGUCGCCUGUCACUGCUCUUCCUGAUCCCACUUCAUCUAACAACUUUACUUAUUGAAAACACAGUUUUAUUUUUGUCACAUCCACCCUUAUUUGAUUUGUACGCAGGACUACAAUUUUGUGUUGAAACCAACACAUCAUCUUCUGAUGCAGAUGAAACAACUCCCCUUUAUUGUAUCUCCCAACAUACAAAUCGCCCUGAAGAUUGAUUUCAUUUUAUAGCUCUCACACGAUCCAU